Hydatigera taeniaeformis is the source of this 186-nucleotide messenger RNA. Lineage: Eukaryota; Metazoa; Platyhelminthes; Cestoda; Cyclophyllidea; Taeniidae. The record is from the annotation of a GenBank genome assembly.
AUGGAUUCGAAUCCCGAUGAUGUCAAGUUGUUGGAUUUCAUUCAAAAUAAGUUUACCUGCUGUGGCGUUGUGGGAGUUGAGGACUAUUGGGAAUCGCGUGUUCCCUCCUCCUGUGGUGCAACCAUUGCGGAGCGAACUCAGCGGCCGGUAAGCAAAGUCCCCACGCAGACACCUACUUUUCACUAA